AUGGCCCAUAAUAGCUCCGCGCACCAUCUUUACCAUGUGGGGAAUUGGAUGCCAGCAGACCACAACGCCCACAAAGAAUGGCUAGGUGGUAUUAUUCGACAAGUCGAUAACGACGCACCUUUGCAUCCAGUGCUUAAAGAGUUCAAGACCCUAAUCGAAACAAACACCCGUGUGUACAUGCUGUUGACUUCCAUGUUCAAGGAGGUGCCCCGUCAAAAGAGAUACGGCCAUGAUCCAACAGGAAACCCUGAGAUCCGGGAUUACUCCCACUUCCUGCAGGUCCUCAACCACCUCCUCACGACUGCACCCUCAUGGACCGACAAGUCCCAUCGCGUCGGCCUGGUCGGCUUGCCCAUCAACGCCGUUCUUGAUUGGCCAAUGGGCACGCCCAGUGGAUAUGCAGCAUUCCUCGAUCCAGAAAUCAACAAGCAAAUCAAAAAGAUCUUGAAUGUUUGGGGCGAGUACCUUCGAUCACCCGCUUCAGCAGAUGUCCUCAAUGACAGCAAUCGCGGAUGGUUCGGCGAGACCGGCUUGCGAGACCUGACAGCGGUUGCCAAGAUCGGAAGGGUCGCCGCGACAAAUCUGCAAUUCGAGGGUAUGUUCGAAUGUGAUCCCUCUGUACCAAACCAUGGAUUCAAGUCCUGGGAUCAUUUCUUCACUCGCGAGUUCAAGGAGGGAAUCCGUCCUGUCGCAGAGCCGGACAACGGAAAAGUGAUUGCGAACGCCUGUGAAUCAAGACCAUUCAAAACUGCACGUAACAUCCACGCUCGCGACAAAUUCUGGAUCAAGUCACAGCCUUACUCCGUCCUUGACAUGCUCGGGCAUGACGCGCUUGCAUCGCAGUUUGUUGGUGGAACUAUCUAUCAGGCCUUUUUAAGUGCCUUGAGUUAUCAUCGUUGGCACGCACCUGUCAGUGGCACAAUUGUGAAGGCAUAUGUUGUCGACGGAACUUACUAUUCGGAGCCUUUGUUUGAAGGUGUUGGGAAUCCUGAAAUUGAAAGUAAGGAGAUCGAUAUGGCAGGCCAAGUCACUUCGCAAGGAUACAUCACUUCAACCGCUACGCGUGCGCUGAUCUUCAUUGAGGCGGAUGAACCGUCCAUCGGAUUGAUGGCUUUCGUUGGCGUUGGGAUGGCAGAAGUUUCCACAUGUGAAAUAUCCGUAAAAGAGGGCCAGCGAGUCAGCAAGGGUGACCAAAUUGGCAUGUUCCAUUUUGGUGGAUCGACUCAUUGUCUGAUCUUCCGCAAGGGCGUUGAUAUUACUGGGUUCCCAGAGCCUGGUAUGGAAGACAAUGUCCCCGUCAGAAGUCACUUGGCAGUUGUUUCAUAG
Messenger RNA from Penicillium brevicompactum, 1326 nucleotides. RefSeq lists its product as uncharacterized. Gene Ontology annotation, cellular component: mitochondrion. Gene Ontology annotation, biological process: phosphatidylethanolamine biosynthetic process. NCBI's taxonomy places the organism in Eukaryota, Fungi, Ascomycota, Eurotiomycetes, Eurotiales, Aspergillaceae. The record is from RefSeq and is a predicted model, not a curated record. Gene Ontology annotation, molecular function: phosphatidylserine decarboxylase activity. The transcript has 2 exons. The coding region runs from base 1 to 1326 and encodes 441 amino acids.